Nicotiana attenuata is the source of this 1547-nucleotide messenger RNA. RefSeq names its product multiple organellar RNA editing factor 8, chloroplastic/mitochondrial-like. The transcript is spliced from 4 exons. Gene Ontology annotation, cellular component: mitochondrion. The coding region runs from base 65 to 1363 and encodes 432 amino acids. Lineage: Eukaryota; Viridiplantae; Streptophyta; Magnoliopsida; Solanales; Solanaceae. Gene Ontology annotation, biological process: cytidine to uridine editing; mitochondrial mRNA modification. The record is from RefSeq and is a predicted model, not a curated record.
UAAACCCUCCCAAACUCAUCAGUCCUUCCUCCUCUUCACAGAGCUAGGGUUUAGUAUCAAAAAAAUGGCGACUCGCUAUCUGACUCGUUCUCUACUCACUGCCUUCACUCGCUCAUACACCUCUAUUGCACCGCCGAGCUCGUUAUCUUCUUUCUCUCUCCUCCGUCUGCGACCCCUUAUCGCCGUCGCCGCCAAUCUAAAAAACGCCUCUCCGCCGCCGACGCCUUUUGCUGUUCGAGGGUUUGCCACUCGGCAGACCUCAUCGUCGCUCAAUGACCCGAACCCUAACUGGUCGAAUCGACCCCCAAAGGAGACGAUUUUGCUUGACGGUUGUGAUUUUGAACACUGGCUUGUUGUGAUGGAGAAGCCUGAAGGUGACCCCACUAGGGAUGAGAUUAUUGAUAGUUACAUCAAAACUCUUGCGACUAUUGUUGGAAGCGAGGAAGAAGCAAGGAUGAAGAUAUAUUCUGUCUCAACCAGGCAUUACUAUGCUUUUGGUGCCCUUGUAUCGGAAGAACUUUCCUACAAACUAAAAGAGCUGCCCAGGGUUCGUUGGGUGCUUCCUGAUUCCUAUCUGGAUGUUAGAAACAAAGAUUAUGGAGGGGAACCUUUUAUCAAUGGGCAGGCUGUACCUUAUGACCCUAAGUACCAUGAGGAGUGGGUGAGAAACAAUGCUCGUGCUAAUGAGAGAAACAGGCGAAAUGACCGACCUCGUAAUUUUGAUAGAUCCAGAAACUUUGAGAGAAGAAGAGACAUGCAGACUAACCAAAACAGUCAGAACCCUGGAUCCAACAUGCCACCGGGGGGCCCUCCCAACAUGAGGAAUCCACCGCCUCCCAACAUGGGCGGGAUGCAGCAACCUAACAUGGGCGGGAUGCACCAGCCGGGCAUGGGAGGUCCACCCAACAUGGGCGGGAUGCAACAGCAGGGCAUGGGAGGUCCACCCAACAUGGGCGGGAUGCAUCAGCAGGGCAUGGGAGGUCCUCCCAACCCGGGCGGGAUGCACCAGCAGGGCAUGGGAGGUCCUCCCAACCCGGGCGGAAUGCACCAGCAGGGCAUGGGAGGGCCACCCAACCCAGGCGGGAUGCACCAGCCGGGCAUGGGAAGGCCACCCAAUGUGGGUGGGAUGCAGCAGCCAAACAUGCCACCACCAAACAUGGGUGGAGGGCCUACCCAUAACUAUGGAGGAGUGCCAAACAGUGCACCCAAUUUCCAAUACAACAGCGGAUCAAACAGUGGAGGCACACCUUACCCAACAGGUCCAGGGCCAAACCAGAGCUACUCUCCUAAUCCAUCUGAUGGAAACCCUUAUCAGAAUCAAAACAUGCCUGGAAGAGAUAUGCCCCCUCCUAAUUACCGAUAAGCAGAUGUAGAUAAUAAGUAUGAAGUUCUUAAUGCUAGGUUUUUUUUAUUUUGCGAAGUAAUGUACCAUCUUAUGUUCGGUUGCACGAUUUCAUCAAAUGAUUACAUAUCUGAGUGCUGUACCAAAAAUAAUUCAUAUUUUAUUUAAGUGCCAUCACCUUAUUAGAAUUGCUCUAUUUGCUUUA